Molecule: messenger RNA, 426 nt
Organism: Didymella exigua CBS 183.55
Lineage: Eukaryota; Fungi; Ascomycota; Dothideomycetes; Pleosporales; Didymellaceae
Exons: 2
Coding region: 1-426 (141 amino acids)
Source: RefSeq, a predicted model, not a curated record
AUGGCGACCUGCCCAGUCAUCGGAACCGCCAACAGCGUCCUCCCGCCCAACCACCCGGAGGUCGACCUCAACGUCGACGGCCAGACGUGCCCCGUCGUAGGCGCGACCACAGACCACCACCACAACCUCGACAAGCACCCGAAUAUCCCGCAACGCUCAAACGAAGCCACAUCGUGCCCCGCGCUCAAGAAGGCCGUCAACGAGCCCCAGGCGCAGGAGCUCGAUGACGGCCUCUGCCCCGUCGUCGGCACCGCGACCACGGUCCUGCCGCCUGAUCACCCGGACAUGCUGAAGGCCGGCCCUGAGGAUGUCUGCCCCGUCACCAAGGCGACCGUCGGACACCAUAAGAGCAAGGUCGUCACGCACCCCAGCGUCGAGGGAGCGGCGAAGGAUGCCGUGUGCCCCGUGACGGGCAAGGCGCACUAG